UGGUAUAAAUUCAAAAUUUAAAAUUGAUUGAGAAAUAAUUGAAAAAACGUUGGCUGAAGACUUAUUUGAUAUUUGAUUCUUGGAUUAUGUCAUUGGAAUUUUUCUUUGUUGGUACCUUUCUAAAAGCGAUUAGCAAUGGAUUUCUACGAUAUUGACUUAAGAAAUAUGCUCGUGAAUAGAAUAGUGAAAUCCGAUCAAAACAAAAACUAUGAUGAAAUGAUAGUAGCUGUUAAAAAUUUGAUAGGUUGUGAUCCAGAAUUUAGUAAUGAUGAACUUUACUGGCUGUCUUUGGCAUAUAAAUCCGUUAUUAAUAAGCGCCGUAAUUCCUUGAAUAAAGCUAAAAAAUUACUUAACGGUGAGAAACAGCUAGGUAAUAUUGGUAAUAUUAAAAAAGCGGAAAGUCUAUGUAAUCAAAUUAAGACCGAAAUUCGUUUACACUGCCUGGAAAUACUUAGAUUAUUGGACACAAAAUUAUUACCAAAUGCCGUCACAGAAGAAGCGAAAGUUAUUUGUUUAAAGUUGAAAGGUGACUUUCAUCGCUACUUAAUGGAAUUUGAAAAGGGCACGAACCUUGAAUUAUCUAAACAGAACGCUUAUUGCUCAUAUUCAUCUGCUCAAAAAUUAGCUUCGAAGAAAUUGACAAUUACUAAUCCAAUCCGACUGGCUUUGAUGAUUAACCACUCUCUGUUCGAACACGACUUUCUACAAAAUCACGAAUACGCCUGUUGCAUUGCGAAAAAAGCACAUGAUAAAGCACUUGAAGAGAUAAACAAACAAGGCGACGAUACACAAACCAAGGACGCGGUGGCAAUUCUUCAGCUUUUACUUUUUAAUUUGUUGUUAUGGGAAGAUGCUUCCGAAGAACAAGAAAAAAGCGCUGAUGGCAAAUCUGCUGCAUUAAAGAAAAAAACUUAGACAUCUCGCCCGAUAUCACAAUGAUCAGCACAUGCCAAAGCUUUCGCAGAAAUGAUUAACUGGAGUCAAUAAAGUAAAAAAUAGAUUAACUUCUUAUCUUCAUUGGAUGAAUUAUUAACUGAAAAAAUGUAUGCAGUGGAAGAAAAGACAUUGUGAUAUAUUAUAGUCCAGAGAAAAGAUUUGUUGACGCUAUGAAGCUCGAAGCAGAAUUAAAAAAUACAUACAUGCUCAGGAUUGGUCAACUCCAUAAAAUUUAUAUAUUCAGCGUUUACACCACCUAAGCACUACAGUUUAUGCCGAAAUAUCGUAAGUGCACUCAAUCAUUAAAUAGUGACUCUUUAUAAUUUAACAAUAAUAAAAUUCUAUA
Teleopsis dalmanni is the source of this 1282-nucleotide messenger RNA. RefSeq names its product 14-3-3-like protein. Lineage: Eukaryota; Metazoa; Arthropoda; Insecta; Diptera; Diopsidae. Gene Ontology annotation, cellular component: cytoplasm. Gene Ontology annotation, biological process: signal transduction. The record is from RefSeq and is a predicted model, not a curated record. The coding region runs from base 136 to 915 and encodes 259 amino acids. The transcript is spliced from 2 exons.